AUGGAAUUCCGAAAUAGCUACAUAGCAGAGUUGCAGCAGGUGGCAUUCAUGCCAGCUGCAAAUGGUACGCGCUUGGUGACAGCAAGCUCUCUUUUUGCGCGUCUGACAAUAAAUCUUUCCCCAUUUGCAUUUGAACUGCCUACUUUAUAUCUUCCUUUUGUGAAGAUUCUAAAAGACUUGGGGCUUCAGGACAUUUUGUCUGUUACUCAUGCGAAAGAUCUUCUUUCAAAUCUUCAAAAAACUUGUGGAUAUCAACGCUUAAAUCCAAAUGAACUCCGUGCUGUGAUGGAAAUUUUGCAUUAUGUAUGUAAUAAAUCCAAUGAGGCAAACUCAUCAAACAGCUCCUACUGGGAAUCAGAUGCGGUAGUCCCUGAUGAUGGCUGCAGACUUGUUCAUGCCAAGUCAUGUGUAUACAUUGAUUCCUAUGGCUCUCGAUAUGUCAAGUACAUUGACACUUCCAGGCUAAGAUUUGUCCACCAAAAUCUUCCAGAGAGAAUAUCUAUGGCCUUGGGCAUCAAAAAGCUCUCUGCUGUGGUUGUAGAGGAACUGGAGCAUGGGAAACAUCUACAGCCUUUGGAAUGCAUUGGUUCAGUUCCACUAGCAGCCAUCAGACAGAAGUUGUUAAGUAAAUCAUUCCAGGAUGCAGUAUGGAGUGUUGUCAAUAGUGUAGCCACUGACAUUCCUGCCUUUGAUAAUUCAGUUGUGGAAGAUAUAUGCAGUUCAUUGGACUCGGUUGCAGAAAGAUUGCAGUUUGUUCGGAGCCUAUAUACUCGUUUUAUUCUCCUACCAAAGUCUUUAGACAUUACCCGUGUUGCCAAGGAAUCCAUUAUUCCCGAGUGGGAGGGUGGAUCCCUACAUCGAGCUCUUUAUUUUGUAGAUCGUUUGAAGACUUGUAUGUUGAUUGCUGAACCACCAAGUUAUAUAUCUGUUGUUGAUGUUGUUGCAGUUGUUGUAAGCCAGGUUUUGGGUUCCCCAAUCCCACUACCCAUUGGAUCUUUACUUCUAUGUCCUGCGGACUCUGAGAGCUCACUUGCUGAUGUCUUGAAACUUUGUUCUGAUAAGAGAGCAACUGAGGGUGCCGGUGGGAGAAAUGGUUUGGUAGGGAGGGAAAUACUGCCCCAAGAUGCUGUACAAGUGCAAUUUCACCCAUUAAGACCCUUUUAUGCAGGAGAAAUAGUGGCUUGGCGGUCUCAAAAUGGAGACAAGUUGAAGUAUGGUAGAGUCCCAGAGGAUGUAAGACCAGCAGCGGGACAAGCACUCUACAGAUUCAAGGUGGAAACAUCACCAGGAGAGACCGAACUGCUUCUUUCCUCGCACAUUUUCUCAUUUAGAAGUAUAUCAAUUGGCAACAGGACUUCUUCAGCAACUGUGCUGGAUGGUGAUCAUAGAGUUACUGAAACCAGAAUACUCGUCGAGGAGCCACAAGGUUCUGGAAGAUUCAAAUCAAAAUUUUCUCAG
This is a messenger RNA of Ilex paraguariensis (yerba mate), 1458 nucleotides long. The record is from the annotation of a GenBank genome assembly. NCBI's taxonomy places the organism in Eukaryota, Viridiplantae, Streptophyta, Magnoliopsida, Aquifoliales, Aquifoliaceae.